GAGAGAACCCCUCUCAAAACCCUAGAACACUAGGCACCGCCCGCCGCCACGCGCAAGACAGCAGAGAAGGAGGACGAAUCCAAGCCUCCGCCAUGCCGAAAUCCAAGCGCAAUCGCGCAGUUACCUUGUCAAAGACCAAGAAGAAGCCAGGUCUAGAGCGUAAGGGCAAGGUGGUCACGGAAAUCAAAGACGCCAUCGAGCGCCACAGCAGCGCCUAUGUCUUCACCUACAAUAACAUGAGGAAUCAGAAGCUCAAGGACUUAAGGGACCAACUGAAGUCCUCUAGCAGGAUAUUUCUUGCUGGAAAGAAGGUUAUGCAGAUCGCAUUGGGGCGUUCACCUGCUGAUGAAGCAAAAACAGGCCUGCAUAAACUUUCCAAGUACCUUCAAGGUAAUACUGGAUUGUUAUUCACGAAUCUCCCAAGGGAUGAUGUUGAGAGAUUAUUUCGAGAAUUCGAAGGGCUUGAUUUUGCAAGGACAGGAAGUAUUGCCACCGAAACGGUGGAGCUAAAGGAAGGUCCUCUGGAAAAGUUUUCCCAUGAAAUGGAACCCUUUAUACGCAAACAAGGACUGCCAGUUCGUCUAAACAAAGGUGUUGUUGAAUUAAUUGCUGACCAUGUAGUAUGUGAAGAAGGGAAGCCCCUUUCACCAGAAGCAGCACACACUCUGCGUUUGCUUGGGGUGCAGAUGGCAACAUUCCGACUGUACCUUGUCUGCCGCUGGUCUUCGGAUGACUUUGAAGUGUACAAGGAAGGCUUGGCUCAGCUGACAGCUGGUGAUGCUGAUGAAUCAUCUUAAGGUUGUGGAUGGCAAUGCUGAGUUUAUGGUGGCACUAUUGUUGUCUUGCUGUGUUAAGACAGUUUUCUGAUAUGCCUUUGUACCCUUGGAAUCUCAAAUAUAUGAUCUGCCCCAGUUGUGCAUUUCGUUUGGUCCUAAUAUUCGUAUGAGCUAUUAGCAGUAAAAUUUGACAGGCAAUGUAAGAGUUAUUUUUCCUGAGAAAAAUAGAGGAGGAUGUCAGCAGAAUUUUUUU
This is a messenger RNA of Lolium rigidum, 1029 nucleotides long. Its product is annotated as mRNA turnover protein 4 homolog. The transcript has 8 exons. Gene Ontology annotation, biological process: ribosomal large subunit biogenesis; nuclear-transcribed mRNA catabolic process; rRNA processing. The record is from RefSeq and is a predicted model, not a curated record. Lineage: Eukaryota; Viridiplantae; Streptophyta; Magnoliopsida; Poales; Poaceae. Bases 93 to 797 code for a protein of 234 amino acids. Gene Ontology annotation, cellular component: nucleolus; preribosome, large subunit precursor. Gene Ontology annotation, molecular function: RNA binding.